Molecule: messenger RNA, 2238 nt
Organism: Hemibagrus wyckioides
Lineage: Eukaryota; Metazoa; Chordata; Actinopteri; Siluriformes; Bagridae
Gene: trappc6bl
Product: trafficking protein particle complex subunit 6B, like
Exons: 7
Coding region: 286-774 (162 amino acids)
Biological process (GO): regulation of GTPase activity; endoplasmic reticulum to Golgi vesicle-mediated transport
Cellular component (GO): TRAPP complex; trans-Golgi network; cis-Golgi network
Source: RefSeq, a predicted model, not a curated record
CCCAGAGCUAGUGCUAGACGAGCUUUUGUGGUUAAAAAGUAUACUUUCUUUUUUUCUAAGAAAAUGACUGAUCAUUUUGCUAGAUAAGACCCUUCUUCCUCAGUUGGGAUUGUUUAGAGCUCUUUGAAGCUGCAUUUAAACUGCAUUUUGGAAGUUCAAACUCACGGGCACCACUGAAGUCCACUAUAUGGAGAAAAAUGCUUUCCUCGAAAAACGUAAUAUCUUUAUGACUGAAGAAAGAAAGACAUGAACAUCUUGGAUGACAAGGGGCGCUGCAGCUGAAUCAUGGCAGCAGACGAUAUUCUGUUUGAGUUUCUUCACAUGGAGAUGGUGUCUCAUAUUUACACAGAACAGGCGACUCGGGAAGAUCUAGAAAAGGAGAGAGUAACGUGUGUGUCUGUGUUGGAGGGAAUGGGCUUCAGAGUAGGACAAGGCCUAAUCGAGAGGUUUACAAAAGAUUGCCCCACCUUUAAAGAUGACUUGGACGUUAUGAAGUUCCUUUGUAAAGACUUCUGGAAUGGUAUCUUCAGGAAGCAAAUUGACAAUCUGAGGACCAACCAUCAGGGUACGUAUGUCCUCCAGGACAACAAGUUUGCUCUGCUGACUCAAGUUUCCUGCAGAAAGCAGCAGCUGGAAGAAUCCUCUAAAUAUUUGGCCUACACGUGUGGUUUAAUAAGAGGAGCAUUAUCCAACCUGGGCUUGGAGAGUGUGGUGACUGCUGAAGUUUCCUUAAUGCCAUCAUGCAAAUUUCAGGUUGUGAUCCAGAAACCUUGAGAUGGAGGGAAACCCUGAUCCCCUCUGUUCAGAUGCUCUGAAUGUAAUAACGUCGGUCCUUAAUGUUUACAACGAAGUAGAUGUUUACAGCACAUUCCAGCAGAUGCUCUGAGAGGCGCAGGGAGAGACGUACGGCUGCUUAUCAGCUGACAACUCGGCAGAACCAAGAGAGAAUGAAACGUCCUCCUCAGAUACAGAACUGGCCUAAAGGUGCAGGAAGUCACACCGCAGACGCAAGAGCUACUGUUAUGUAGCUGCUGUUCAGAGAUCAUACCGUCUGCCAUGUUCACCUCAACACCAUAAUCCAGCAACUUUCUUUCUCUACAUAACCUUUAGAAUGAUGGCAAAUUGUCAGAUCCUAUUAAAAAUAGGUUACACCAUUUAUUUCUUCUUUUUUGAGUGAUGUAGAAUUUCUGAACGCAGUUUCGACUCUGAUUUCUGACUCUUCAGUAAAUACAGCAAUUCUGCAUUUAAAAGACGAUUCUUGCUUUUCCACCAGCGGAGAAAUUGUUCCAGCUACCUUCAUUACUUUUACUUUUAUCUUUUCUAAUUGGCAAAAACAAAAUGCACUGUUUGAAUGUACUGUACUCUGAAGCUUCAUUAACUUUAUUAGUUUAUACUAGUUUCAAACUCUUCACUGUUUAUAAUAAGCGUGUGCUGUGUUAGAUUAAUGUUUGUUCAUGUGUGUCAGUGUGUAAAAUGUGUGUUGGAUUGUUGUAGUUGUGGACUUUAGCAGUCCACUCUGCAUCUAUGCAACUGUGAUGUAAUGAAAAUGAUUUUUAUGUUAUGAGAGUAAACAAGAGCAGUUUGGGAUUUGCUCUUUAUUUAAACAUACAUGACUAUCACAGCUCUUCAUUCUCCACGGGACACACAGUACAAACAAAUAUAUGAAUAUUUACUGGUUUGUUUUUUUUUGUUGUUUAUUUUUAAAUAAUGUUAUCAUCUUUAACUCCCAGUCAUGACUCUGGCUCUCGUGUGCAGGGUUGUGUUUAAUGUGCACAGUCAUGCUAAUGAUUGAUAGUGAAGUGAUGAAGCCUCCAUUUUUCAGUCCUUGUCUCAGCUAUCUGCUGCUCAAGAUAGACUCCAGCGAUCUGUUGAAUGAUGUCGCCGGUGUGUUUGGGGUACAGGCACGGAACAGUUACCACUUUAACUCUGAACAGCAUUAGCUGUAUAGUUUAGAAACCCUUUUUUGCCAUUUCUGACUGAUCCUCAUAUAAUGUUUUUAUUAAUCUAUAAAUAUAAUACAAUAAUAAUACUAAUGAAGGUAGUCUACAUGUUUUUAUUCUUUUCAAAGUGUUAAAUUGAUCACGUUUUCAGUUCUCGGUUAGAUCUGAUUCACUGCCUGCUUUUCACCUGGGUUUAACAUUAACAUUGACUUUACUAUACUGACAUUUCACCUGUUAAACCUGAAGCUUGAAGUUUACGCAGCUCGGGAUGAACAGCACACCUUUCACAAGUUUUAUU